UCGAUCGGAUGUCGUCGAUCCUGACCGGAUGGUGUUUGUGUAGAGGAAGUUUUGUUUUGCGAGUUUUCCGUCCGUUUCGACUGACUGGGUAUCCAGUUAAUGUGCUCAAAAACAACACGAAAUGAUAUCGGCGUGAAUUGCAUCGGCGGUAACCACGCAGGUGUUCAAAGAGAGGACGGAAAGCGGAGCUGUGUGAAGCGGCGGGACUCGACACUUCAGAGUAACCCGAGAGCACCUUGCUGCUAAGCUAACAGUACCUAUAUAGUUAGCCUCUGGUCUUCGCUGUGUUUGAAGCGGCUCUCUUGAGCUUGACGAAGCCAUGGGGAACCGGGGCAUGGAAGACCUGAUUCCCCUGAUCAACAAGCUUCAGGACGCGUUCAGCUCCAUCGGCCAGAGUUGCAAUUUGGAUCUUCCUCAGAUUGCUGUGGUCGGCGGACAGAGCGCAGGAAAGAGCUCAGUCUUGGAGAAUUUUGUUGGCAGGGACUUUCUUCCACGUGGAUCAGGCAUUGUCACCCGCAGACCUCUUAUUUUGCAGCUGGUCAACAAUAUAGCAGAAUAUGCUGAAUUCCUGCACUGCAAAGGGAAGAAGUUUGUGGAUUUUGAUGAAGUGCGGUCGGAAAUUGAGGCAGAGACCGACAGGAUAACAGGCUCCAACAAAGGCAUCUCCCCCAUCCCAAUAAACCUGAGGGUCUACUCCCCACACGUGCUGAACCUGACACUGAUCGACCUUCCGGGAAUGACUAAGGUUGCCGUUGGAGACCAGCCUAUAGACAUUGAGCACCAGAUCAGGGACAUGCUGAUGCAGUUCAUCACCAAGGAGAGCUGUCUGAUCCUGGCCGUCACCCCUGCCAACACUGAUCUGGCUAACUCUGACGCUCUGAAGAUCGCCAAGGAGGUGGACCCACAGGGUAUGCGCACUAUUGGUGUUAUAACAAAACUGGACCUGAUGGAUGAAGGGACCGAUGCAAAGGACAUCCUUGAAAAUAAACUGUUGCCACUGCGUAGAGGCUACAUUGGUGUGGUGAACCGCAGCCAGAAAGACAUUGAUGGGAAGAAGGACAUUCGUGCUGCUCUGGCCGCAGAGAGGAAGUUCUUCCUCUCCCACCCUGCCUACAGACAUAUAGCAGAGCGUAUGGGCACACCACAUCUACAAAAGACACUCAAUCAGCAAUUGACCAACCACAUCAGGGAUACCCUUCCUGGUCUGCGCAGUAAGCUGCAGAGUCAGCUCCUCUCCCUGGAGAAGGAGGUGGAGGAGUACAAGAACUUCCGUCCAGAUGAUCCAACACGCAAGACCAAGGCUUUGUUGCAGAUGGUGCAGCAGUUCGGUGUGGACUUUGAGAAGUGCAUUGAGGGCUCUGGGGACCAGGUGGACACCAAUGAGCUGUCAGGUGGCGCCAAGAUAAACCGCAUCUUCCAUGAACGCUUCCCCUUCGAACUGGUCAAGAUUGUGUUUGACGAGAAGGAGUUAAGGCGAGAAAUCAGUCACGCAAUCAAGAACGUCCACGGUGUCAGAACGGGGCUCUUCACCCCUGACCUGGCUUUCGAGGCGAUUGUCAAAAAGCAGAUCCUCAAACUCAAAGAGCCCAGCCUCAAGUGUGUGGACCUUGUGGUGUCUGAGCUCACCGCGCUCGUCAUGAAGUGUGCUGUUAAGCUCAAUUCUUACCCCAGGCUGAGAGAGGAGACCGAGAGGAUCGUCACCACCCACGUCAGAGAAAGAGAAGGAAAGACCAAGGACCAGGUUCUGCUGCUGAUUGACAUUGAGCUGUCCUACAUCAACACCAACCACGAGGACUUCAUUGGCUUUGCUAAUGCCCAGCAGAGGAACACUGCUGCAAACAAGAAGAGAGCCAUACCCAACCAGGGUGAGAUUCUGGUGAUCAGGAAAGGCUGGCUAACCAUCAACAUCAGCAUCAUGAAGGGAGGCUCCAAGGAGUACUGGUUUGUCCUGACCGCUGAGUCCCUGUCCUGGUACAAAGAUGAGGAGGAGAAAGAGAAAAAGUAUAUGCUGCCGCUGGAUAACCUGAAGCUCAGAGAUGUGGAGAAAGGUUUCAUGUCCACAAAACACAUCUUCGCAAUCUUCAACACCGAACAGAGGAACGUCUACAAGGAUCUCCGCCAAGUAGAACUGGCCUGUGAUUCUCAAGAGGAUGUGGACAGCUGGAAGGCAUCCUUCCUCAGGGCAGGAGUUUAUCCGGAAAAGGACCAGACGGAGAAUGAAGAGGCUGCCCCUCCAGACACAUUCUCUAUGGACCCUCAGUUGGAGCGGCAGGUUGAAACCAUCCGCAACCUGGUGGAUUCAUACAUAGGCAUCAUCAACAAAUCCAUCAGAGACCUCAUGCCCAAAACCAUAAUGCAUCUCAUGAUUAACAAUGCAAAGGAUUUCAUCCACUCGGAGCUGCUGGCUUACCUCUACUCAUCUGGGGACCAGAACAGCCUCAUGGAGGAGUCAGCUGACCAGGCCCAGCGUAGAGACGAAAUGUUACGCAUGUAUCAUGCACUCAAGGAGGCACUGCAAAUUAUUGGUGACAUCAGCGUCAACACUGUCUCCACACCAGUACCCCCGCCUGUAAAUGACAACUGGAUGCAAGACGCCAGCCCAACCCCUCAGCGCAGGCCGCCUCCUGCAGCAGCCCCGCCCCCAAGCCGUCCACCUGCUGUUCGGGGCCCAACACCAGGACCACCGAUGAAUCCUUCUCCUGCCUUUGGAGCUCCACUCAACCCCUCCCCUGCCUUUGGUGCGCCACCAAUCCCUUCUCGCCCAGGCCCACCCAUCAACGCCUACAACAGCAACCUGGAUCCCUUCAGUGCACCCCCACAGAUCCCCUCCAGGCCAGCCCGUGUCCCACCUGGUGUACCGAGCCGAAGACCCCCUGGUGCUCCUUCUCAUCGGCCCACCAUUAUCCGCCCUGCUGAGCCCUCCCUGCUAGACUAGACCUGUGGCCAAGCCCACCUAAGUGUGUGUGUUUGUGUGUCGGUGUGUGUACCUGCACACUAAAGGCCAAGGGCAGGGGGCUCAAGGGGAGGGGCUGAUUGAUAAUGAUGCAUAAUGUGCAUCUUCCAGCCGUAUUAAUCUGUCUCUUCAAGCAAUGGAAGAAGCUGCUAAUACCGUCUUUAUCAGUGUACCUGAACAAGAAAGCCCAUAACCACUUAAUUAUUACCUAUGACUGCUGUGGAAGUUGUCUUCUACAAAGUAAUACCCGGCUAGUCUAUAGGAUGCAUUUAAUUUCUAUCAAUAGGAGAUGAUGUAUCAAAUUCAGUUCAAGAGCUUUUUUUAUUGUAAUAACUGGUUUAUUUCCUCUGACAAGGUUCCUGGCAAAAGCUCAUUAAAUAAUUUAUUAACCGUUACAGGCUGGCUUUUCCUCUCCCCUCCCUCUCCCUUUUUUAGAUUGGCCCAGACCCCUCAAUUCUUGAUCUUGAUGUAAUAUACACACUUAACCUGUUGUUAAUGUUUUACUGGAGUUUCAUUUUCUAACUGAUUUCAUACUGAAAAACAAUAGGUUAUUAUCACUGUUGUUGUUGUUUUGGUGAUGUCGAUUACAUUAUUUUCCUUGUGUUAUUUUAUUUGAGUGACUUUGUCCUUUUUAAUGACUGUCAUAAAUGUAGCUUUAAAAAUGACAUCCUAAUCACGGAGAAAAGAAAAGAAAAAAGAAAGCAUAAAAAGACACAGGGCAGGGCUGCGUGAGACAGAGAGCAGCUACAGCCCGUGUCCUCCCCGCCUCUGUGAAUGAUGCUUCCACAAUGAAAAGAUGUCAGCAAAAUUGACCAUUUAUAAUCCAAGCACUUCUAACCAUCUAGCCUUACAACAAGUCACUCAUAACGAGGAUGUUGUAGUCUGUUACCAGAACACUAUGCACAAAAACCUGGGAGAGGGAGAGAGACAGACUGGAUUUUGCUGGACGCAUUCUCUCCACUAAUUCGAAGUUGUUAAAGCCUUGAAUUUUUAUCCCUUUUGUCUCAGUUGAACCCCAAUGAGACUUUCAGCCUUCGGGUAGACUUUGUUCAUUCCUGGAUUAGCUGAUUCGUAUAAAGCAGAGCACACAGUACAGUUUCCUCUCAGAGAGGAUAAAACUCAGUGAAGCGGUAGGGUGUGUAGACAAGGACGUAUCUGUGAUUUAGAGUAUAAAGAUGGUAUUGAGCAUUUAGGAGUUGGCACAUCUCUUUCUGGACUUAGUUGUCAAGGACAUUUAUUAUUGCUACUAGUUCUGCUUCCAAGCAUUAAAAUAUCAUUGUAUAUAGCUGGCCAAUACAGGGGAGUUAGCAGUUGUAUCACAUUUAAUCACAGGGUUGAUAACAUAACAUGCUAUUGAUUAUAAUCAAAGCCCAACUUCAUCAUAUUAGAGGAAGCACUAACACUGUCAUUUCUUAGAUUAGCCUUGGGUUUAGGGGGAAAAGAGAUUGGUCAUCUCCAGAUGCAUUAUUUAUAACCUGGGCAUUUGUCAUUUCAUUUGAUGUUUUUGGUUGCAAUUGUGUCAGCGCUGUACAACUCAGCUCCCCGGCUUCUUCUGGACUGUUAUUCGGGGUGCAACAGAGAUUAGUCGUCUAAAUGUGGUGUGUGUUGGGAGGGCAUUUGGGGCUGGACAUUGUCUACACAUCUGUGAUUAUUUGAAUAUCUUUGAUUGCAUUUUGAGAGCAUAGACCAUUUUAAAAACCAACUUUUCUUGUAAAUGUGUAGAAGAAAAUGGUCAAGCGGGAAGUGACGUUGGGCUACUAGGAUGUUUUCUGAAUUUGGUUUGAUCAGUAGUGGUGGUGAGCAGGUGGUGGGGAUUGUGGUGUAUCAAAGCGCACUGUCUAGAGAAGCUGUCUAGACUAUGCUCUGUUCUCAGAAUGGAGGAUAGACACUUAAUUAGCCAACCUGACAAGACAAAGAAACUAAAGAAUUCAAAACUGUCCCAAACCACAGACUCUAGAGACAGUGUGUCUUUUCUUCCCCUGUAAUUCUCUACAGGUCUGGCUUUCAGUGACAGUGUCAAAAGAAGUAAAAAGCUUAUAAACCUGCCCAGGAUCUUGAGAUUAAAGACUAUUCAUAUUAGAUAUCCCACAAAUCCCUGGUUUGCAAAAGUUAGUUCAUGUGAAAACAAAAAAACAACAACUUCUUAUUCUUAAUUCCCUCAUGCCUGUCACUUAAGCCUACCCUUGAGAAGCCCAGACUGUACAUGACCUGUAAUACAUUAGACUGUGGCAAUACUGCCUUUCUGCCUGAUGGAUGUACCCUGCCUUCUUCCUCUUUCCCUCCCCUUUCUGAAUCUGGUGGAAGGGGUCGGAAACCAACCUCUUUUCUUUUGUUUUGCAAACCCUUGUCAAGUGCCUCUGUAGCAAUUAAUUGAUUUGAAUAAACAUGAACUGAUUUAGAAUGGAGUAAAUAAAGAGGUGUUGUGUACAAUAAAAGGGACUGGCUCUGGUG
Larimichthys crocea (large yellow croaker) is the source of this 5404-nucleotide messenger RNA. It is a transcript of the gene dnm2a, whose product is annotated as dynamin 2a. Bases 320 to 2935 code for a protein of 871 amino acids. The transcript is spliced from 21 exons. Gene Ontology annotation, cellular component: microtubule; cytoplasm; synapse. The record is from RefSeq and is a predicted model, not a curated record. Gene Ontology annotation, molecular function: GTPase activity; GTP binding; microtubule binding. Gene Ontology annotation, biological process: synaptic vesicle budding from presynaptic endocytic zone membrane; receptor internalization. Lineage: Eukaryota; Metazoa; Chordata; Actinopteri; Sciaenidae.